Molecule: messenger RNA, 3186 nt
Organism: Asterias rubens (European starfish)
Lineage: Eukaryota; Metazoa; Echinodermata; Asteroidea; Forcipulatida; Asteriidae
Product: muscle, skeletal receptor tyrosine protein kinase-like
Exons: 17
Coding region: 365-2557 (730 amino acids)
Biological process (GO): cell surface receptor protein tyrosine kinase signaling pathway; positive regulation of kinase activity; protein phosphorylation
Cellular component (GO): signaling receptor complex
Molecular function (GO): calcium ion binding; transmembrane receptor protein tyrosine kinase activity; ATP binding
Source: RefSeq, a predicted model, not a curated record
CUAAUGGGGGCGUACAUGUACAAUGAAAAGAGACGUAGCUACAUCUGUGUGAUUUUUUCCAAAAUAAACAUUCGUUUCAAUCAAAAGGGCCUUUCACUUUCUUUAAACGAAUUUUCCCUGUAAAUAAUGAAAGUCAUUGCGAACUAUCCAUAUCGAAUUAACCAUUAAUUAUGUGUAAAUUAAUACCUGUGUUUAUGUUGUUUCAUAUGAGGUUUCGUAGUAUUAGUAGGCCUUCGUGUAUAAGACUAAGGAACAGCAAUAUCUCAAUAGACAGAACCUGCUAUUUCGAGUAGGAAGAAGCACAUAACAUGAGAUGAUGUUGGGAUAAAUCGAACGGAUUUCUGUAAAUCGACCGCUGCCGGCCAUGCAAUGCUCGGUGAUUGAGAUGACGUCACUGUUGAUUAUUAUCACGAUGGGACAAGCCUUUCUCAGGUUGACUUACGCAGGUGACUUCGCGAUAUUCGUGGAUAUAAAAAAUGAAACCAUAUCGGUAGGGAGCAUGAAUAAGGAACUAGCCGACGCAGUGCCGAUACCUCUCAAGGGGCUGGUAAACCCUGUGGCUGUUGACUUCGACCCCGUGGAAAAAAUGGUGUACUGGGACGAUAUCAGAACUAAGCCGUCUGCAACCAUUUCCCGGGCACGUCUUGACGGCAGCCACCAAGCCAUUGUUGUAGAUGGACUAAAUUAUCCGGACAGGCUGACCUUGGACAUUGAAGACAGGAUGAUUUACUGGACAGAAAUUGAAUUGGGAUACAUUGCGAGAGCUCCGAUGAAUGGUACCGGACCCGUGGAGAUUAUUGUGGAGAAUCUUGUCAAUCCCAGAGAAAUCGUAUUUGAUCAGGUCUUAAAGAAUAUCUACUGGACCAGUGUAUCCAAAAAUAAUAGUACAAUCGGAAAAUCAGACUCAAACGGUGGAAAUGCGACGAUCAUCGUUGUGGGAAAUUUAGCUCAGCCAAAUGGGUUAGCUAUUGAUUAUGAAGAAGAACAACUGUACUGGAUUGAUGAUAACCUCCCGCCUAAAAUCGAAAAGAGUGACCUAUCAGGCAACGAGAGAACUCUGGUGAAAGAAUUGCUACUUCUUCUUGCUCCGUUUGAUCUUGAGUUAUACGGGGACCGACUGUUCUGGACUGACCGUAACAGUUACAGUUUAUUAAACGUGCUGAAGAGCGGAGGGGCUCUUUCACAGUUCGAGGCUGUAACUAAGAACGAAAUGACCGGAGGAUUUCGCAUUCAAACAGAAGUCAAUUAUUGUGAUAAUUCCACUAAGUGUUCUAAUGGAUCCACCUGCAUCGAUUUACCGAACGGCUUGAGGUGCCUGUGUCAACCUGGAUUCGAAGGAGCUACCUGCUCAAUUAAGUCUAUCAAUAUGAUAGCUUGGUUGGUGCCGUUGUUGGUGAUGGUCUUCGGCGCAGUCGCAGCCUCUCUAACCAUUUGUGUCAUCAGACGGAAGCACAGACGAGACGGAACUCAAAUGGCACAAGAAAUGGGCCACGACAUCGUCGAAAAUGAAGGAUCCCAACUGGUGCUCAAAACCCUCGAAUUUCCCGAAGUGCCUGACGUAGCAAACUUCAAUGAUAUCUCCAAAGAUGGAACAUCUUUCCACGCAGAAACGAGUCUCUCGUUCCCGAGGCAUCUCAUUGUGAUAACGGGUGAGCUGGGUGCAGGAAACUUCGGACGGGUGUUGUUGGCCACAGCAAUAGGGAUCGAAGAAAGCAAGAAACAUACCACCGUGGCCGUUAAAACAAUCAAAGAGGGUGCUGACAUUCAGGCCAAGAGUGACCUUCUUCAAGAGUUGGACUUAAUGAGAGCAGUUGGUUCACAUCCAAACAUCGUCCGAUUGCUGGGAUGUUGCGUAAGAGAAGAUCCCAUUUAUAUCAUAAUGGAGUACCUUGCUAAAGGUAAUCUGAAGAGCUACCUCAACGAGUGCAAAACUCAAGACCCAGUCUAUGCAAACUCCACUGGCUACAGCAAGAGACUCUCACAGACCUUGGUCAAGUGUGCCAGAGAUGUGGCGAGUGGAAUGAGUUUCUUGUCUUCGAAAAUGUGCAUCCACCGUGAUCUGGCUGCUCGUAAUGUGUUGAUCAGUGACAACAUGGAAUGCAAGGUGUCUGAUUUCGGCCUCUCUCGGGAUAUCACACAUGAACGGAUCUACAUCCGAAAAUCUAAGAGACCUCUACCGAUGCGCUGGAUGGCGCUGGAAUCUUUAGUCAGUGACGUGUACACAUCGGAAAGUGACGUAUGGUCUUUUGGGGUUCUUCUGUGGGAGUUGGCCACGCUUGGACACCGGCCGUACCCGCUCAUGUCCGUUAAGACCAUGGUAAGCAAACUACAGAAUGGCUACCGUAUGCCGAGUCCACAAAGCUGCAAUGAACAGAUGUACUCAAUGAUGUUGAGCUGCUGGCUUCAGAAUCCAGCUGAGCGGCCAUCUUUUCAAAGUCUUUAUGAGCAGUUGGACAAAAUAUUCACCGAGGAAAUGGGUUACCUGCUGUUGGAUAAACUGGAUGACGACAUUUAUGACGACACACAGCUGAUGGAAGAAUUCGAUGAGAUAUUAUAAAGGCGUGCAUAUAAAUGGUUUCAAGAUCUUAAGGCACCUAGAAUAAAAGGGUGUGGGUUUCCGAAGCAACUCUUUAUAAACUUGACUCCGUUUUGACGAAGACUAUAAGGUCAUUUCAGUAAUAUCAAUCAAUCAAAUGAAUGAUAAAUUCGGCAUAAAAGUUUAUUGUAAGUUAACAAUUGCCUAUUUAUUUCGAGAUCAGAAAAAAAAAACAUUUUAUUCUGAUCAAGGUUGCAGGCAAAACAGAUAAGCACGCAGGUAUAGGCCUAUUAUAUAAGAACAGUCAUCUGACUCUUAAAACAGUAUGACACAAACUAAAGACGAUUGUGAAUAAAAUCCGUGAUUGAGGAUUAGUAUAAUUAUGCAAGUACAACAAGCAAUUAACCAAGAGUAUCCGUUUAUUAGAAUCAAGUUUUCCGCAAUGUCGAGUAUUAUAAUAGUUACCUGAAGGCACUAGGCCUAUUAUACAGGACUUAUAUGUUUUAGUUUGGCCAAUAAUAAGGAUAAGAGAAAAUCCAUCGGACGCGUUUCAAGAAUUGAUUGUGAAAAAACAAGAAACCUGUGAAAAUUUGUAUUUUUGUCGUCGAAGUUGCGAGAUAAUAUAUAAUGGAAGAAAAACACCCUUGUCG